Messenger RNA from Carassius auratus (goldfish), 1057 nucleotides. RefSeq lists its product as uncharacterized. Bases 84 to 770 code for a protein of 228 amino acids. NCBI's taxonomy places the organism in Eukaryota, Metazoa, Chordata, Actinopteri, Cypriniformes, Cyprinidae. The transcript has 13 exons. The record is from RefSeq and is a predicted model, not a curated record.
ACGUAACUCGGAUACAUUUCUAACCGGCAUGCAUCUCUCGCUGGGUUCAAGAUGGCGCUCUAGAAACAUCCUAGAGCCUAACCAUGUGCCGUGCUGUGCAGAAUACACGUCUAGUUGCAAGAGAAGAUUUGCUCAAGUUCAACUGCCGGGCGACGUCAUUGGAGAACACCUUGGAGCAAAUCCUCCAUACGUUUUUCUUCAUGCUCGGCCCGCCACUGAUGGAUAAUCUGUUCACCUUCAACAGUCGUUGUUCCAGCCUAUCUAGGUCUGCAGUAGAUGCUAGAGGAAAGACACCACCCUCUUCCUCUUCAGCCAUCAGCAUUUGGGGUACAAUACGUCUGUUCCCCACUAGAGACUGGACCAGUGAAGUCAGAUGGUUGAUCUUCAUGUCCAUUUUCUCUAGUGUUUCCAGAAUUGCCCUUUCUACAGCUGCAACACAGAAGAUUGAUUUGUUACAGUACUCAAGACUGGAUUUUCCUGUCUCCAACAAGAAGUACCUUGUUUUCUGGUUUGCUAAAGAGCCUUACUGGAGCUCAAAAGGGGAGUUGGUGGAUGAGCACUCCAGCCGUUUCCAUGAUGGUCUACCUGAAGGAUGCCCACUGGAGCUGAGAAAGAUGGGAAUGGAUGAGCACUCCAGCUGUCGCUAUGAUGGUCUACCUGAGAGAUUCCCACUGGAGCUGAGAAAGAUGGAGUGGGGUGAGCAACACACCAGCUGUCUCCGUCAUGGUCUGGCUGAGACAUACGCAGUGGAGCUGAGAAAAGUGGAGUAGCUAGCCUAAUACAACUAAUUAUUUACCUUGGAAGCUGGGGAGACUCUCACACCAGGUCUUGUUGGUUUGGAAUGACAUGAGGGUGAGACAUUUUUGGCUAGAUUCUGAAAAGAUGCUGAAAACAAGAAAUGCAGACUCGUACAGGAUUCUUGCUCUAUGUCUGGUCCACCCUUUUUCUGGCUGUGGUGCCUCCAUUGUCCGAACACUCUUCAGCAACCUGUCAAGAUCUUUAUAUGGUGGCCACCAGGAGUAGCCAUCUGCAUACCAGGACUUGGCAGCUGGUCCAG